GUCAGAGGAAAGAGACGUGUCCUUCCUUCCUUCCUUCCUUCCUUCCGUCGCUUGGGAGGGAAGCGGGGCAGCAGAGGUGCGGCUGACGGGGUCCAAGCUGAGCGAAGCGGCGUCGGAGCAGCAUGGAGCUUGAGACGAUGAGCAGGUAUACCAGUCCGGUGAACCCGGCUGUCUUUCCACACCUCACUGUGGUGCUCUUGGCCAUCGGCAUGUUCUUCACGGCCUGGUUCUUCGUUUAUGAAGUGACCUCUACUAAAUAUACUCGGGAUAUUUACAAGGAACUACUCAUCUCUCUGGUGGCUUCACUCUUUAUGGGCUUUGGCGUACUCUUCUUACUGCUUUGGGUUGGAAUCUAUGUGUGACAAUAAACCAAGACCUGUUUCAGGUUGUGGAAGAAUUGCUGAAGCUUUUUUAUUUUUGUACUUAAUGUGAUUCAUCACACCUGGAGUCUGUGCAAAUCCCGACACCUUGUUACAGCUAAGAAUGUCAGAUCAUCAGGUGAAUAAAGCUGACUCUGAUAAGGUGAAAA
Anolis sagrei ordinatus is the source of this 529-nucleotide messenger RNA. RefSeq names its product transmembrane protein 258 (gene TMEM258). Lineage: Eukaryota; Metazoa; Chordata; Lepidosauria; Squamata; Anolidae. The record is from RefSeq and is a predicted model, not a curated record. Gene Ontology annotation, biological process: protein N-linked glycosylation. Gene Ontology annotation, cellular component: membrane-bounded organelle.